This is a messenger RNA of Cyphellophora attinorum, 1296 nucleotides long. RefSeq lists its product as uncharacterized. The record is from RefSeq and is a predicted model, not a curated record. The coding region runs from base 1 to 1296 and encodes 431 amino acids. The transcript is spliced from 3 exons. Lineage: Eukaryota; Fungi; Ascomycota; Eurotiomycetes; Chaetothyriales; Cyphellophoraceae.
AUGGAAAAGCCUGCCAACGAGACCUUGGUGGCUUAUGAUCGGGAAACCAUUGGAGGACGUCGACUGGGAUACAGGCUCGAUGUGAUUCAAGAGCCAAAGAAAGCCCGCGCGUGCGGCAAUGGCCCAAGAUCCGCCUCCGACCGUCGACCAGUCGACCCUCCUCCUGUGAUUGCACUCAACAUCGCAGACCUUGCAACUGACGAGGACAUCACCAUGUCGUAUGACGCGGGAUUCAUGUUCGGCGUCUGCGUUGCGAGUGCCGCUUAUCUUGAUAAGCCAUCGAAGGCGGCCUAUUUCAUUUUCCCAGAUCUCAGUGUGAGACACGAGGGCUGGUACCGUCUCAAGUUCUCGCUUUUCGAGCAAGUUAAGAACCCGCUCGAUGCCGACCGCGGUAGGGAAUUCGUCGACGACCGCGCGUCCACUGGACCGCUUCCACACGAGGCCAUGGCCAACCGCAUGGAAGUCGUCUCGAAGCCCUUCCAAGUCUUCAGUGCCAAGAAGUUUCCUGGUCUGGACCAAAGCACAGAAACAUCGCAGGUUCUGGCCUCUCAAGGUUGCCGUGUUCGCAUAAGGCGCGAGAUCAGGCAGCGUAAACGUACCAGUGAUGACCAUGUCAAACCCGAGCCAAGGAAUCAGACUCCAGAAUUCACCUUCCCCGGACAUAGCCGGGCAACGAGCAGGAAUAGCAAUCGUGGCCCCCAAAGCCCACAUGAUCUUAUGCGGCGACCAUCGAAUGAGAGCAUGUAUCAGGCGCAGCAGGUGCAGGGUCGGGUUCCUUCUCUGGCCACUACUAUGGGCAGCAUUUCGCACGCAAGUCCGAUAACGCCUACAACACCUCACAUGCACUCCAUGCCACCUCCAUAUCGUGGUUAUGAGCAAUCGGCUCCGCCGCCUGCUCCAUAUCAGUCUCAGUAUCCCAACUAUCUUUCGCAGGGUUCAGCAAGUGUGAAGUACGAGCAGCUUCCUUCACCAGCCCGUAACAGCUUCCAGGAGACAGGCCCAACACUAGCGCCCAUACAGACUCAUGCACCAGUCCCGCCUUCGCCGGCGUCAAGACACCUCUACCAUCUUCCCGAACCCACCGCGACGAAGCGGACCUCAAGCAAGUCAUUCAACGAUGACUACGCUAUGAAGCGGGGCACUCGACCAGAUCAGCCACAUCAACCAGUAUCAUACUCCAACAACGAUAUAAUCGAGGCUGAUAACGGGGAGGAGGAUCCAAGCGACCGGGAACCUCUGGAGUACAAUCGUGCCAACGGUACAAGGGGCAUGAGGAUAGCGAAUCUCCUGCUGUAG